Branchiostoma belcheri (Belcher's lancelet) is the source of this 636-nucleotide messenger RNA. RefSeq names its product progestin and adipoQ receptor family member 3-like. The transcript is spliced from 6 exons. Gene Ontology annotation, cellular component: plasma membrane. Gene Ontology annotation, biological process: adiponectin-activated signaling pathway. The coding region runs from base 1 to 636 and encodes 211 amino acids. The record is from RefSeq and is a predicted model, not a curated record. NCBI's taxonomy places the organism in Eukaryota, Metazoa, Chordata, Leptocardii, Amphioxiformes, Branchiostomatidae. Gene Ontology annotation, molecular function: signaling receptor activity.
AUGCGAACACUCACAGUUGGUGGUGGUUCCGCGCCAGGUGCAUUUGUGGUGCACUUGGUGACACUACUGACAUCUGCCUGCUGUCACAUCUUCGGCGGCCACCGGUCUCCAGAAGUGAGAGGGUUCAGUCUGAGGCUGGACCUGUUCGGUAUCUUCAUCGGAGUUCACGGCUUCCAGUUCAUCAUUCUCUACUACGGGAUUUGUGACGAUUGGUACUUUUACAUGCAUCAUUUUGUGGCUUGGUCGCUGUUCCUGCUCAACGUGGCCGUCGAGUUCAAGGACGACGAGGUCGGCCAGACACAAGACGCCGCCGUGCUGAAAAGACGCAUCACGCUAACAGCUUUGCAGUGGGGCUAUGGUGCCGUGCCAAUAUUACAUGCCAUUUGUAGCAACGGAGGCUUCUGGCACCCUACCGGACAGUACUUCUGUCAGCGGUUCCUGGGAGUGGUGUUUUACUCCCUGGCCUGUCUGGUGUCAUAUACAUCCCAACUGCCGGAAAGACUGGCCCCAGGCUGGUUUGACUAUGUGGGCCAGAGUCACCACUGGUGGCACAUGAUGGUGCUGUGCGGGAUCAUCAACUUCAACAACUCGGCGCUGGACUUCAUACAGCUCCGACAGAAGGUCCCGUGUUCUUAA